UGGGAGGAAGCUCAAGCUGUAUUGGAGAAGUUACAGCCCAUGGCUGAAAGGUUGUUAAUAAGAGCACUGAAGGGUGGUAAAAGCACCAGGAUCGUUACCUUGAAUCAGAAGAAGAUGACCAAGAUGCCCUCAGCAUUAGAAAAACUGCCUGGCCUGAGGACUCUAGACCUUCAGAAUAACCUAAUCUCCAGAGUGUGCUCAGAGAUAAGCGCCUUGACCCAGUUUCAGAAUCUGAAGCUGAGGGAAUUCUACUGUGAGGGAAACCCACUGUUCCUGAAGCAGCUUGUUUAUGCUGUCAAAAAGGAGAACGUCUGGAGUCUGCAGGAAAUAACAUCAAGAUUUAUAAUGAAUCAGCUAGCAGAAAUGAAUCCUUUCCUAAUGCAAGCCAUAGAAAGGUACCCACAAGUCAGGAACAUAAUCUCUAAGGGAAGAAAAUGUGCAAUAUGUGGAAAGUUAUUUUUAACCCUAUGGAUGGAAUGUGUUGAAUUUGUUUCUCCAUCAAAGAAGUGGAAGAUAAGCAGAAAUCUACAGCUGGUACCUCUUCAAACAUCCAUUUGUUCUUUCGAAUGUUUUAAUCAACGUGGCCCUAACCUGUUUGGAAUUGCUCAAGUGGUGAGCAAGUGAGAC
Molecule: messenger RNA, 627 nt
Organism: Pteronotus mesoamericanus
Lineage: Eukaryota; Metazoa; Chordata; Mammalia; Chiroptera; Mormoopidae
Gene: LRRC69
Product: leucine rich repeat containing 69
Exons: 5
Coding region: 40-624 (194 amino acids)
Molecular function (GO): protein binding
Source: RefSeq, a predicted model, not a curated record